Maudiozyma saulgeensis is the source of this 1737-nucleotide messenger RNA. Lineage: Eukaryota; Fungi; Ascomycota; Saccharomycetes; Saccharomycetales; Saccharomycetaceae. The record is from the annotation of a GenBank genome assembly.
AUGGAUUGUUAUAUACCGUUGGAUUCAACCAUACCGAAUAAUGACUAUGUGGCAUUGAAGGAAUCACAUAGCAAAAGACAAUUUGUUAUCUUUGACGAACAAUUGAAACUAGUAUUACACUCAAAAAAUGAUUUAGAAACUGAUAAAGCUAUUGCCUUAAAAUCGUUCAGUGUAUGGAUUAAUGAUUCGAUGAUGUUGGAAUCGACAGAUAACUCUUUGUUUGAUGUUGAUACCACACAAAACAAUUGGGUCAUGAAAUCAACAGUUUGUGCUGAACAAUUGUUUAGAUCAACAGUCGUAAUGAAUAAUGCCUAUGAUAACCAUAUUAAAUUCAAAUUCCAAUACAGUACUGUAGAUGAUAAAAAUAAUGUCUAUGUAAAUACUAGUAAUAAUAACAAGGUUGAAAGGGAAAAUGCUGUUGAUGAUGAUGAUGAUUAUUUACCCAGUUUUGAACCAAUACAUAUUUGGUCCCAAAUUAAUGAAAAAGAUAAUGAGACAAGAAAUCAAGUAACAGAGGAAGAAGAAGAACAAGAAGAAGAACAAGAGGUAACCAACGAAAACCAAGAAAUUACACAAUCAUCUUCGGGUACAGAGCCUGUCGAAUUAAUCUUGGAAUUCCCAAUAUACUCUUUAUUAAAUAUGAGAUUAAGAAACACAUCAUUAGACAGUAAACAACAUAUUAUUUCAUCAUUAGAUUUCCAAACUUCUAAAGCUGCUACUCAAUUAAAUAACAAAUAUACUACAACGCAGAAGAACAAUAAUUAUAGAGCGAUGGAAUUUAAAUUCGAUGAAGUUCUUUAUGAGUUACUUGAUAGGAAUUCUCAUAUACGAUUGGAUCCAAUCGUCCCAUUAGAAAUACCUUUUACGGCUCACACUCAUGAUAGUUUUAGUAUCUGUUACAAAUUACCAUUAUUGAAAAACUCUUCUAACAACACACCACAUCGUGUUCGUGUCAAGCUUAUCUACAAAGUCAUCAUAUCAACAAACCAAACAUCCCAAACAGAUAAAGUGUUGGAAGUAUGCCUACCAGUACUAACUUCAUGGGAGACUGAUGUUACUAUAAAGAAACCUAUCGACAACAAUGUUCUCUCCAGAGCUACCUCUUCAUCGGUGUUAUCAACACCAAAUUUGGUUUCGAAUAACAAAAAAUUCCCAAGUCUCGCGACUCAUCUCAAUUAUAGCAAUAGUAAUUUUUCAACUAUGAGCAGUGGAAAUCUACUAUAUAACUCUAGUAAUAACUUACAACAAAAUUCAAUGACUUCGUUAGUUAAUAACAAGAUGGAUAAUGUUAAAUUUAAAUUCCUCAAUAAUAAUUUACAAGUGUCAAAAGGUGAGAAAUUCCACAUGCGCUUACAAAUUGUCAAUUCAUCAAAUGUACCAUUAGAUCUAGUGGUAUACUAUAACAACAACAAGAAUUCUAGUUUGGCUUUAGGGUCAGCUGGUGGUAAUAACAAUAAUAAUAACGGUACGAGUGGUAACAAUACAUUCGCUACAUUACCUCCGACAAAACAAUAUCAGAUAUACAGAAAGUUCAGCAAAGUCACCGAAGGAAUUAUAUUACUGUCAAAUGACUAUAAAGUGCCUGUUAUCAAACCUAAACAGACUUAUUUUGUCGAUCUAAGCUUCAUUGCUAUUAUGUCCGGUUACUAUUCCACUCUUUCCGCUUUGAAAGUAUUAGACUUGCAAACCAACGAGCUAAUAGAGGUAGGUUUGGGAGCAUCAAUACUGGUUAAAUAA